AUGAGUAGUUUUUAUGACUUUACUAAUUUUCGACGUUCGACAGACAAUAUUAAUGGAGGAAUAGAAAGACAACAAAACAGACAAAAACCUCUGAAGCUGUGGCGUUCAAGUUCUUUGGUAAAUAUUGUUGGCAAUUCAAAUAAAAAGAGUCCUGUUUAUGAAUCGAGUCCGAUUACAGAGCGAUUCAGAAAAUAUGGCAGCACUGAGAGUUUGAACACACUUGACGGUUUUAAGAAUAGAAAGCAAAUUUGGAGGCUAAAGGAGUUUGAAAGCGCCAAUUGGGAUACAAUAGUCACUAUAGUACUCGUAGCUGCCAAAGGUCUUCCUCUGCCGCCGAAUGAUGGUGCAGGACACGAACUAUAUUGCAAAUUUAGAUUGGGGCCAGAAACGUUUAAAUCUAAGUCCGUUAUACAUUCUCGACAACCGGAAUGGCGGGAGCGAUUCAAUUUGCACCUGUACAAGGAUAAUUUAUUAAAGUUGUCAUUAUGGGAUAAAGGACGACAGAAAAAUUUUAUGGGCAGUUGCGUUUUAGAUUUAUCUACCAUAGAAAAGGAGCGUACUCAUGAAAUUUGGCAGCAGUUGGACGAUGGUUACGGUUUCAUACAUUUGUCUUUGACAAUGUGCGUUGUACGCUAUGUGCCAGCACAGCAUAGAGAAACUAUCAAGACUGACGAUCUGCAGCAUAAAGACCAAAAUACCCUUGAUUUAAAAAGUGAUUGGAAAUUGGUGGGUUCUUUGCAUGUGAAAGUUAUCAAAGCAAAAGGGCUAAGUGGGAAGUCGAGCGCUUAUUGUAAGUUGGAACUAAAUAAUGAAAGACUGCGGACUCAUAGAACGAGCUCUAGUUUUGAGCCGAUGUGGAAUAAGAGUUACGUGCUUGAUGUCUACGAUGUUACGUCAGAACUUAAAAUAACAGUGCUCGGUAGUUCAUUACGGAACGCGCUUUUAAAUGAAUUUCUCGGACAAGUUUCCAUUCCUUUGUUGAGGAUAAAUAAUGGAGAGGCACGUUGGUACGCACUAAAAGGUCGAAAUAAGCGAAAUGCUGCUAGAGGAAAUUGUCCAAGAAUAUUAUUACAAAUGAAUAUUAACUGGAACCCCAUAAAAGCAACACUUCGACUCUUUCGACCAAAGGAAGUAAAACAUAUACAAAAACCUUACAAAAUGGAUAUAUCGAUUCUUCUAAAAAAUCUCGUGACUUUCUCAGAUUGGUACAAUAAACUCUUAAGUGUGAACGAAAAAUUUAAAUCACUAUUUGAAUGGGAUAAUCGGGAGCUGUCAGCUCUUGCAUUGUUGGUUUGGUUAAUAUUCUGCUACCACCUUAAGCCCUGGGCAGUGCCAUUAAUUCUCUUAUUACCAUUCUUGUUCUUUUGGAGUUAUACAUGGAUCCAAGGAGACAGCUUCGAUAACGACACAGAGAACAAUGAAGGAACACAUGACAGUCGAAAGGAUAACAAGGGACUAGGAGAUAAAAUAAAUAAUAUGCAAGAUGUAACAACAACAGUUUCCUUCGCAUUAGAUAUCGGAGUGUCAGUGGUUGAAAGGAUUAUCAACCUAAUUACAUUCAAGGUGCCAUUUUUAAGUUACGUGGCUAUGUCAUUACUGGUCAUAGUUUCCGUAAUGUUAUAUUUUAUGCCGUUCAAUUAUUUAUUGAUGCUAUUCGGCAUUUACAAAUUUAUGAGGAAAUAUUUAAACCCAGAUAGAAUGUUAAACAAUGAUUUAAUAGAUUUCAUCUCAAGGAUACCGGAUAACAAACUAUUGAAAGAUUGGAAGGAACUCAACGUUCCCGAACCGACUCCGUAA
Molecule: messenger RNA, 1797 nt
Organism: Parnassius mnemosyne (clouded apollo)
Lineage: Eukaryota; Metazoa; Arthropoda; Insecta; Lepidoptera; Papilionidae
Source: the annotation of a GenBank genome assembly